GCUGCCCAAGAUGGCGUCUGGUGUGUGGCGCCUGAGAAGCGGAGGUUACCUGUAAGCAGUGACGGGAGGGGAGGUAGCAGGGAGUCCUCGGGAGACCCUGCUGCCUGUGCCCAGGAGGGCUCCUCAGCGGGUGUGCUCAGGGUGGGGGCUAUGGUGAUGCUGGGCUGCGCCUCUGGUUCUCUUUAAGGCAGCAGCCUCCCUGGCCAUGGCUCUAAGGGAGCUGAAAGUUUGCUUGCUGGGGGACACUGGUGUAGGCAAAUCAAGUAUUGUGUGGCGAUUUGUAGAAGACAGCUUUGACCCUAACAUCAACCCAACGAUAGGAGCAUCUUUUAUGACAAAGACUGUGCAGUAUCAAAAUGAGUUGCAUAAAUUCCUAAUCUGGGAUACAGCUGGACAGGAACGAUUCCGUGCUUUAGCACCAAUGUACUACCGAGGCUCAGCAGCAGCUAUUAUAGUUUAUGACAUCACAAAAGAGGAAACCUUCUCAACAUUAAAGAACUGGGUGAAAGAACUUCGACAACAUGGACCUCCAAACAUUGUUGUAGCUAUUGCGGGAAAUAAGUGUGACCUUAAUGAUGUAAGAGAAGUCAUGGAAAAAGACGCUAAAGACUAUGCAGAUUCCAUCCAUGCCAUAUUUGUAGAGACCAGUGCUAAAAAUGCAAUUAACAUAAAUGAACUCUUUAUAGAAAUUAGUCGUAGAAUUCCAUCAACUGACACCAACCCCCCAUCUAGCGGUAAGGGCUUCAAACUUAGAAGACAGCCUUCAGUGACAAAACGCAGCUGUUGUUGACUGAUGCUUUAGAAAAUCAGACUUGUUUUGAAAGUAGGUGGUCUUGGAAGCUAAUAGUUUAUGUUGGGUAUAUAUUAUUGGUCUUAGAACUUAUCUGCCUGAUGUUCAUACUUCAAGGUCCCACAAAAAUGGACCAGCUCAUCUGACAUCUGUAUGCUCACAGAAGAGACUGCAGUCAUGAUAAUGUCAGCCUGUUUACUUACAACAUAUAUAGUGUCUCUUGUAUUCAAAGGGAAUCCAUCAUCAGUUCUUUGGCCUUGCGUGAAAGGAAUGUUGACAUAUGGAUGGUAGGACUGAAAUGUUUAAUAGUUUUGUAAUCACCAUUAUAUGUAAUGUUUUUUGUAAAAGGGAAAUGAGCACUUUCGUGGUCCAGAGGGAUGAGGAAGGGGGAAGAAACAGCCCUGUUGAAAUAGUGACUUUAAUUUUAAGGCUAUUCUGCUACCCUUUCAAUUGUUAUAAUAAGCAUUAUUUUAAAUAUAAUUGUAGCUAAUCCAAAGUACAGUGAGGCAAUUGGUUGUAGAUGGCUACAAAAUAAGUUACUGAUAAAAAUGAGCAAAUCAGCCCAUCCAGUCCCCAGAUCCCACUUGCACUUUUUAUUUAAAGGUAUUAUGAACAAACAAGCAAUGAAUUUUAAACCAUAGACAAUCUUACCUUUUCAUGCUGGCUUAAUCAUUUAAAGGCAAACUGAUACAUUUAUAAGCACCUAUUUGUUUUUAGUAAGCAUUUUUACUAUUAAAAAUGGUGGUCGAAGAGAACCUAGCUAAAACUUUCUAAAUUUAAACUUGAGCAUGACUGACUGACAACAGGUGCCGUCAGUAGUUCUAGUAAGACUUUAAUAUUUUGGGGGAAAGCUCUUUAUUGCUUCGCAUGUGUAAAGUGUUUGUACUAUAUUUAUGAGACCAAUGCCUAAAGUAUUAUAAAUUAUGUAAAAGCAGUUGAGAAAUCAGCUUUCUUCAGUCUUUCCAUUCCUCACCCAUUGAUAGAAUCUCUGGGGAUCUCCAACGAUUCUGUCCCUGCUUGUGAGGUCUUACAUUGCAAUCAGUGACCUCUUCCAGAAGAAGGUUGGGUGAUGCUCCCCUCCUAUCACAUCUGCAUUUCUGCUUGAAAUGUUUGGUAGAUGUCGCUGUUGGUGAAGCAUGUGGCUUGUCCAUUGAGCAGAUCACCUCUGCAGUGCACCCAAUCCUUGCUGGCUGAGGCACAAAAACACAAACAGGAAACCAAAUCCAAGUCACGUAUGGUAGCGUAGAUCGUUACCUCUUGGUUCCUGGGUCUAGCCCAAAUAACUUUUUAAUUACUUGGCAUUUUUUUAAGCAAAUCAGCUUUUAGCUUAUGUUGUAUUGUUUUUCUUACAUUUUAUAUUAAACUAUAAAUUGACCGUAUCCUAUUACGCUAUUUUCAUUAUUUAUUUUUAGUUUCCUCCAGAGC
Emys orbicularis (European pond turtle) is the source of this 2215-nucleotide messenger RNA. It is a transcript of the gene RAB22A, whose product is annotated as RAB22A, member RAS oncogene family. The coding region runs from base 206 to 790 and encodes 194 amino acids. Lineage: Eukaryota; Metazoa; Chordata; Testudines; Emydidae. Gene Ontology annotation, molecular function: GTPase activity; GTP binding. Gene Ontology annotation, biological process: vesicle-mediated transport. The record is from RefSeq and is a predicted model, not a curated record. The transcript has 7 exons.